UUCAGUAUAACUCGGUCUAAUCAAUUCGAGAACAAGUAGCAAUCUCAAAACGCUAGAGUCAAGGACUCAACCUUGCUGCUGCUCAUGGACGCGUACCAGCCACCGCCUCAGUACAUGAGACCACCGCCUGGACCUCCGCCUCCGACGGAUCCUUACCACCAAUACUAUCAGCAUCAGGCGAGGCCACCGGUUCCACCUUCUACGCAGCCAGGUGGUCCUCCUGCAUGGUACCCCAACCAAUUUCAUAACCCUCACUCACCAUCGCCACCACCUCCACCUCCGCCGCAGUGGGGACCACCUUCGCCGCACUAUCCUCAGGGCCAACCUUACUCUUCUGCCGCUUAUCCUCCUCACCAGCCGCCAUUCCACGCUGGUGCUAACGGUAACAGUCCGUAUCCUCCUCCGCCUGCUGGUGCGCCGAUUCCUCCGCCAUAUCCUCAGGCUAAUCAGGAAUGGGGAAAUCCAAAUUGGGGGUAUCAACAAGGUCACAACUCUCAAGCGAAUAGCAACGUCGAGGACUGGGCAGUGAAAGCAAAAGAAUGGGCAGCUGCGAACAAGGAUCAGCAAUCACAAUCUGCACCAAACCAAUCGAGCGGACAAGUCUACCAGCAGCAGUACUCUACUCAGGGCUUUCAAGAUGUUCAUCAACAGGCAGUUCCAGGAGUAAGCUAUCAGCAGCAGUUUUCAGUUCCACCCACAGCACAGCCGGAGAGAUAUCCAAGUUAUUCAGCGGGGAACGAGAGUUAUGCUUCUGCUGGAUUUUCCCAUCAAGAAAACCUGCCUACUAGUUCUGCAAUUCAUCAGCAGGAGGUACCUUAUAGUUAUUCUUCUGUAGCAGGUAAGGAAGAGUCUGGAAAAACAACACAGCACGAGGUGCAGUUAUCAGUGCCUGAUAGUGGGGGUCCUGUUCAUGCAGAGCAGCAUAUGCAAUAUGCAUAUGGAGAUCAAACAGCUAGUAACCUUAGUGAUCAGCCUGUACAGUUUGCUACCAGAGAGAGUUCUGAUUAUGCUAGUGUUCACAAUGCAUGGCAGCCCCAUGCCGCAACCGGAGUAGUCUAUCCUCCAAUGCCUUCAUCGGUGCCGUCAAUACCUCAGCAUGAGUCAUCUAUGGCUAUACCUUCUGUUUCGGGUCAUACCAUGCCUCCAUAUGGAGGGUUUCCCCCACCAAAUCUCCAGCCUGUUGUACCUCCAUAUAAUUUUGGAACAAAGCCGCCUCUGCACCCUGUUGCAGCAUUCAUGGAUGACUCAUAUGCAGCAUCAUCCGUUCCUCCUAAAAAGGCUCCUGUACCUAACUGGCUUAAGGAAGAAUUAUUGAAGAAAAAAGCAGAUCUUGGAAGGCCUUCUUCAGGGAGUUUUGAGGAGAGAGAAUCAAUGGAUGAGGAUAGACAUUAUAAACCUCCUUCGAAAGCUGAUCAGCGUGACGAAAAAAACUUCAGCCUUUCCAAAUCCUCUGACGAAGAAGAAGAGGAGGAUGAGGAUGAGAUAGAUGCAGAAAGAACAGCAGCAAUUAAUAUGGAGAUAAAGCGUAUCUUGACAGAAGUCCUUCUUAAGGUUACAGAUGAAUUAUUUGAUGAAAUUGCAACCAAAGUCAUUAAUGAAGAUCAAUCAAUUCCAAAAGAUGACAGUAAUCAUAAGUUGUCAUCUUCCCUUCUCUCCACAGCUGAUCCACCCCACAAGGCUUCUGCAAAUAUUUUGGUCUCGGUAGAAGGCGCAAAUAAAAAACCUAGUUCUGGCUCUCCAGCAGAUGUGCUAGGUCUUGCAAGCUAUGCCUCUGAUGCUGAUACUGAUGCUGAUACUGAUGCUGCUUCUAAUGAGGAUGCUGAUGAAAAUGAUGGAGUUGAAAGUCUUGGCGUGGGGUCAAGACACAGUGUUAGUCAGCAUCCAAGCACUGAAAAGCUUCCUGAACCUGAAGCAAUGGCCAAUGCGAAAUUGGAUCCAGAAGUUGAAGUCAAUGCUAAUUCCGGCAUGAACAAUAAGUCAGGCUCGGAGGAUAAUUCUCAGAUGCUACGCUCCAGAAGAAAAGAUUAUGAGGCAGGUAGUACCAAAAUAUCAGAUGUAUGUGCCAGCUCUGGACUCGAUGAUGAUACUUCAAAAAGCAGGAAAAGGCAUCCUGACAGAACUGAUAGUGAUAGAGAUGCAGUACUAGAUGAACCUCACAGGAAGUAUUCUGGCUUGAAAUCAGAUUGCAACCUUCAUCAGGAUAUCAAUAAAACUUAUGGGAAAGACUUUAGUGACGAUUUGAGUAAGGAUGUAAAUAGAAUAGAUGAAACGAAAAGUGGGAAAGAGAAGGUAGAUUCUCAGAAUGGCUCAAAAGGUAGAAUGAAGCAGGGGGACAUAAAGACAGCAGAGAAAGUUAAAGGUGUUGAAUCAAACAAAAAAUCUACUGACCCCCAUGUAAAGAAGGACGCAAGGGAAGUAGAGAGGCCUCACAGAACUAGUUCUAAGGAAGACCGGGGUAAAAAGAGGGAGAAGGAAAAGGAAGAGGAAAGGUCAAGACACAGGCAGACUGAAGACUCAAGCAAGGAAAAAAGAAGACGUUCUCCAACCAGCAAUGGAUCCUCUGAUGAUUCGACCAGAAAAUCCCGUUCUAGAAGAAGGAAUGUAUCGCCAUCUCCUGUGAGGUCCAGAAGAAAACGUUCUUCUCCGUCCAGUGAUGAAUCCUCUGAUGAUGCAAAAAGGAAGUCUUCUUCAAGAAGAAGGAAUCGGUCACCAUCUCCUGGAAGGUCCAGAAGAAGACAUGUUUCUUCGCGGUCACCACAUAGCAAGCAUUCUCAGCACAAGAACACUCUCUACUCUUCUCAUGACAAGUCCAGGUCAAAGCGGUCAAGAUCAAGAUCCCCCCACAGGCGCCAUCGUGCUAAAUGAACACUCUAGCAAACGGGUCAGAGACCGUAUCCGGGACAUUGCUGUGCAGAGGCUUGGGAUAAUGCACUGGACGGACAUCGAUAUAACCUGUAGUGAGCCAAAUAGUGCAUUGUAAACAGCUCUUUCCCUAGUUGUUUAAGAAGAAAUAUCCAAAAAGAUUUUUGACUGCUUUGUUGACUUGUUUUGACUAUUCUUGGUUGGUUAAGCGUUACUUUGUAAAAGUUUGUCUGGCAAAAACUUGUUGAUGGUCUGUCUCUGAAACGUUGGAUGAUCAAAUCUGUGUCUUAUCCUCUUUCAAGAUUCUUACAUUCCACAUUA
Capsella rubella is the source of this 3183-nucleotide messenger RNA. RefSeq names its product arginine/serine-rich protein PNISR. The coding region runs from base 85 to 2865 and encodes 926 amino acids. Lineage: Eukaryota; Viridiplantae; Streptophyta; Magnoliopsida; Brassicales; Brassicaceae. The record is from RefSeq and is a predicted model, not a curated record. The transcript has 13 exons.